This is a messenger RNA of Porites lobata, 25654 nucleotides long. The record is from the annotation of a GenBank genome assembly. Lineage: Eukaryota; Metazoa; Cnidaria; Anthozoa; Scleractinia; Poritidae.
CUUUGCCCAAAUGAUCAUGAUGCUUUGUAAAUUUGCCUGGACUUUUUGUCUCCUUGUUUUCUCCAUAAGCGGCAGUACAGGUAAAAGCCUCUUUCUUUCCGUUUUGCUAUUGUUUUCAUAGAUUCUCUGUAGAUUAAAUUAGCGACGAGCACAUGAACUCAAGGCGCUCUUAACAUCUUUCUACGACAUUCUUUUUAGUUUUUACUAUUAUUACUUUUAAAAACGCGUUUUUCCUUGAUAUUCCUCACUUAAAGAGAGCAACUUUAAACUGUAUUUUUCGCCCAAAACAUAUAACUGUUUCAGUAAUUCGAUUCAGUGUUGUAUAGGUAAUAGCGUGAUUUGUACUGAUAUUUGGCAUAAAUACCACAAGUGAUAUUUCGAAAUUGCUAUACGUAAUUUCACGAGCCGUUAGGCGAGUGAAAUUUAAGACAAUUUUGAAAUAUCACAAGUGGUAUUUAUGCCAAUAUCACGAACAAAUCCGAUGCUAUUAUUUGUUUAUACUACUACCCACGAAGGGUUUGUAUUAAAUUUUCACAUUCAGGUAUUUCAAAUUAAGCUGAAAUACCACUGCUCUAAGCCACUCAAAUUGUAGAAACUUCUCACGUAGUAGUAUAAGUUAAGAAAAAAAUUAGACGCCGUGGUAUUUUUAACAUCCAGUUUAUAAAUUUCCGAGGGAAGAAACGAAACCGAAAAUGAAAAAGGUUUUUCCCUUGCAUUCUUCAUUAAUAUUCAAACUUGUAAUCAUGGUCGACUCUCGUUUCUCUCGACAAAUUUCUCCUUCAGCCUUACUAGAAAAUUACAAGAGCGCUGGUGAAAAUGUCGAAAAUAAAAAAGCCAUGAGUUGAGCUAUAGGACAAGUCGACGGGAUUCUUUUCUGUAUGAGCCACGACCGGGCGCUAGGUUCGACUAAGUAGACUUUAAUUUCUCAAAGGCCAGUUUCUGCCGUCGCUCGCCUUCGGAGCUCACGCAGUCGACUUGCAAGUCUAGGUUCAUAAAAAAAAACCCUAUUGAAAUGACAUGAUAUUAUAGCCAACGUUCGAUAUAACAAACUUCUAACAUGACUGCAAGGCUUUAGGGACAUACCUAUAAAGGCGAUUUAUUAACGGGUAAAGACAUCAUGUUUUCGAGCGAAACUUUAAAACUAGGAAUUGUUUUGAAUGAAUAAUUAUAAAACAAUCAUUGAAUUCGGCUUUCGUAUUACCAGAAGAAUUAUGGAGAUCUCGGAGGAUUUUAACCCAUGACACCCUCAUCGAUCUUCAAAAUCAUUCAGAUGAUACUCAGCCACAUUCAAUAAUUGCCAAAUAUCAUAUACAUAGAAAAUGGAAGUACAAAAGUUUGUAAACACUUGUACAGACAACUAUGCACAAUGGAAGUCUAGACAAUAGUAUUUUUUUCAGCUGCUCAGGAAUACACUUUCCAUGUUGAACCAAAACUCACAACUAAAAUCAAUUAUCAGCAACACUAGAGUGAUACAUAGUCAACGUAAGCCUCGAAACCUGAAAUGGAUACUCCCAAACUCCUACUUCUCCAAGAUAGACAACACUAAACCGGAAGUUAAAACUUGUGGAAUAAAGCGAUGCAGAACUUGCCCCUAAUUUACCUUCUCCGCCACAAGUGAGACAUUCCGGGUGAAAACGUCAAUGAGUUUCACCUCUACAAAUGUGAUCUAUGUGGACUAAAAUUAUAUAGGGGAAACGGGUGAUGAUCCAAGAAAUAGAGUGACGGUUCACAAACUACAAAUCAGAUACCCGCAUACACGAAUGUUGGGGGUCAGUAAACACAUUGAUGAAUAUGCAGUAGGUCUAAAACGAAAAUUCACUAUUUUCCCAUUUUAUAAAGUACUUAGUUCUCCGGGAACAUUAGAAAAAAACAAAAAAAGGUAUUUAUUUUGAAAUAUACAGGGUGUUUCAAAAGUUCGUUCCGAUUUUUUCUUUGCUUAAAUUUCACUGAUUAUUUUUUUGUAAAACUAAGCAUGUUAUUCAUUAUUCAUUUAACAUUGACUAACUUGAAUAUUAGUAACCAGAAUGUCUUCCUUUAUAUUUUCUGACAUUUUCUAGGCGGUGAGGUAUAGAAUGUACGAGCUCCCAAAGCGUGUCUAUAAAUUCACAUUUUUCCAGGCGAAGCGUAGACGCUGUCUUAGCUCGUCCAGUAUUUUUGGAGCUGGAUCUUUGUAUGUUGUCCCAUCAACCAUAAUCCAGAUGGUCUCUAGAGUGUUCAAGUCACAUGCGUUUGCCGGCAGGUCGUACUUUGGUACAAAGUUUGCAAAUUCUUUUGAUACCAUGCCUGCAUGAAGUGUGCACCGCCUUUUUCCUCUUCAAGGCUUUCCAACCUCUUUUGGUCACAUAUCUCCAUACCGUUGUGCUCGAAAUUUUAAUUUUGUGAAGUUGAAGUCUUUCUGUCUUGUUGAAUUAUUACGCAUAUAUGUAAAGCUUUUUUCGAUAACAUUUCUCACGCAGUUUGUAACAAAAACCGGCUAUCUACCUGAUCUACUCCUUGGAUUGUCUUCUGAGGUUUUUACUUUUGACCACUUGUUCACUCAUCCUUCAGACUUCUUCAACAAUUUACCCAUUUCUUUGACUGAAUGGUCAGAAUACCGUAGCAAUAAGAUGACUGAGCUCAAGCACAAACAGUUUAGGCUUCAUUUUCGUGAAAGAGUAGAAAAAAUAAAAGAAAACGGCAAAAAUACGAAAAUAGAAAACCUUCAAAAUCGGCAGGAAAAAUAUGGCGGGAAAAAACUCGCGUACGUGCACUUUUGGGGCAAAAAUGAAAAAAUAUGACAUUUUCUUCAGAUUUUAGUUUGAACUACUGCUUUGAACGGUUGUGUAGAUAAAUGUCGUACCUGAAUCAGUUUACAUUUGCCUAAAGAAGCCUUAAUGGAAUAUGUGUGAAAAUCUUCAUUAUGAAUCGGUAUAUUUCAGAGAGCUACACAACGACCAAGAAUACUAUUGACCGACAAUACAAUAUACAGAACGGGGAAAGCUGUAGUGUCGACUAUUACUAGUUAUUAUAGCCAACAAUGAAACGCGAGACGAUAAUAACAACCGGCGCGUGACACCAACAGUGAAAUGAGAGCCAAACCACAUAUAGACUACCAGCGGUCUCUCUUUUUUCUUGGUCUGUCGAGCAAAACGCCCGAGACAGGCAAAUGACCACACCCGUGACUGAAGGCCGCCGCCCUCGUUUCUCGCAUCUCGCGGCUUCGCCGCUCAACGCUCGCGCGUGCGUGCACUCCCCUUACUAAAAGAGAGGCUUCUCGCAGUCUAAACCACAUAAAGAAUUGUGAAAUCAACAACGGUUUAAAGUGUCGACAGGACGUGUGGACUUAAACAUGGUGUUCGCAUCGUAAAAGACUUCCAUUUCACUUCGCAGCUGUAGUAAGUGUAGUAGUUGUAGUAGCUGCAGUAAGUGUAGUCAGGAGCCCAUGGUGUAGUAGCUUUGGCAGCUGUAGUACGUCUAGUAUCUGUAGUAACUGUCGCAGUUGUAGUAAGCGUAGUAGCUGUAGUUACUGUAGUAACUGUAUUGGCUGUAGCAACUGUAUCAGCUGUAGUAAGUGUAGUAGCUGUAGAAAGUGUAGUAUCUGUAGUAGUUCUAGUUAGUGUACUAGUUGUAGCAAGUGUAGUAUCUGUAGUAAGUGUAGUAAUUGUAAUAGCUGUAGUAGCUGUAGUGUAGUUAUUGUAGUAGCUACUAGAGAUACUACACUUACUACAGCUACUAUAGAUACUACACUUACUACAGCUACUAUAGAUACUACACUUACUACACUUACUACACAUACUACAGAUACUAUCAGCUACUACACUUACUACAGCUACUACAGAUACUACACUUACUACAACUAUUACACUUACUACAGCUACUACAGAUACUACAGUUACCACACUAACUGCAGCUAUUACACUUAAUACAGCUACAGAUACUACACUUACUACAGCUACUACAGCUACUACACUUACUACAAUUACUACAGCUACUACAGAUACUACACUUACUACAGCUACUACAGAUGCUACAGCUACUACACUUACUACAAUUACUACACUUACUACAGCUACUACAGAUACUAUCAGCUACUACACUUACGGAUCAUUAUCAGCAGCUGGCCGUAGGGUGUUAUAUAAAUUUAAUAAAUAAAAAUACGUAACUACGUAAAUUUAUUUAACGGGGUAAAAAUAUUUAUCGGCGGCUGGCAUAAUGAAAACAAACAGCAUUAUAUAAUUUUUUAAUAAAAAUACAUAACUUUAGCUUUAAAUCGUUUUAAGACUUAGUCGUUAAAUCUAUUUAAGCUUAAAUCGAUAUAAGCUUAAAUCGAUUUAAGACUUAGUCUAUUUCUUAAAUCGAUAUAAGCUUAAAUCGAUUUAAGAUUUAGUAUAUUUCCUAAAUCGAUUUAAGCUUAAAUCGAUUUAACCUUUAAAUCGAUUUAAGACUUAGUCUAUUUCUUAAAUCGAUUUAAGCUUAAAUCGUUUUAAGACUUAGUCGUUAAAUCCAUUUUUUCUUAAAUCGAUUUAAGCUUAGUCGUUAAAUCUGUUUAAGCUUAAAUCGAUUUAAGUUUAAAUCGUUGUAAGAGUUAGUCGUUAAAUCUAUUUAAGCUUAAAUCGAUAUAAGCUUAAAUCGUUUUAAGACUUAGUCGUUUAUUUCUUAAAUCGAUUUAAGCUUAAUCUUUUUAAGACUUAGUCGUUAAAUCUAUAUAAGCUUAAAUCGAUAUAAGCUUAAAUCUUUUUAAGACUUAGUCGUUUAUUUCUUAAAUCGUUUUAAGACUUAGAGACUUUUAAGACUUAUUUACAGUUAAAUCGAUUUAAGACUUAGUCGUAAAAUAAUCAAUUUAAGCUUAAAUCUAUUUAAGACUUAUUUAGUUAAAUUAAGGUUAAAUCGAUUUAAGAUUUCGUUGAAUUUGGUUGAAUUUAGUUUUGAUUUAAGGCUUAGUAUAUUUAUGGUUAAAUCGAUUUCGCUAAUGCCGAUAUUCAGUCAAAUUGAUCGAUUGUAAGUCUAUUUAAAUAAGUUGAUUUAUGGAGUCCAUAUGAUAAUUAAGACUGGGUCGUAAAUUAAUUUUUAAAUAUAAUUAUAUUCAUCGUUGUAAUAAGACGUUUUGAAAAAUUACGUCCCCUUGACAUUGUGACGUCUAAUUAUGACUCUGUUUUAUUAGUCUCAAAGUACUUCUUUCGGAACACUCACUUUUACCACUCCGAAAAAUACAUGUGGACGAAAACUAAACUUAUCUCUAUUUUAAAGUCUAAAAGGUAUAGAAGACUUUUAAAUUGGCACUUUUACACUCAGUGCACAAUACAGAUGAAAACCAAAGGCAAAAUCUGUUAUAACUAUUGAAAUCUGCUAAUAAUAAAUAAUAACCGAAAAAUCAAAUAAAUUCACAGUUUGAUUCUUGACGUUACACGAAUAGGAAGGACUGUCUUUUCCUAUCUCGUUCACUAUGAUUUCACCCCUAGUAAUAUCCGCCUUUUUUUGGCAGAAACUGGUUUGAAUUAAUUGUCACAAAGAAGUUCAAAGAACGAGAUCGCACUGCCGUUGUCUAAUAAUUGCGCCCAGCGAGCAAUGUGCCUGAAAUGUACAUUUCUUCUUAUUUUGUUCUUCACUUGCAUAUUUUAGGCAACACUAGAACGCAAAACUUUGAUCUUCCACACAUUUCUGGAAGCCAGACGGCCAAAAUAAGAAAAGUAUAUCCACCCAGUUUGCGCCCAGGCGAAGUUCCAAUCCUUGGGGGUCAAAACCAAGCAAAACCUUUUCAAAACGCCAAACAGUUAGGUUAAUACCGUAAAUCCCUUGAGGAGGCUCACUUGAGGAGGGGCUUAAUAGAGACGGGAGUGGGGGUUAUUUAAUUUAGAUAACAAGAUGGUAUAUAUUCUCCAAAGGGACUAGACCGCAAAGUAGAAAAACUCAAGUAAAAGAAAGUUGGAGGUCAUGUAGCCGACAAUCCGAAUCAAACCGAACUUCCAAGUUUUACAUUUGUGGUUGAUUGAUCCCAAUAAAUUAACAUUUAUUAGUGAACAAUAAUUGGGGGAAAAGGGGUUGUUCUUAAAGAUGGGGUGGCUAGAAGAGGAUUUACGGUAUUUCAUUUUUAUAGAAUACAGAGAGAGGACGGAUGUACUCAAGUAUAUUUAGGUUAUUAUGUACAUUUCCCAAAAGCAAUUAUCAUCUAUCAUCUACCAGGAGUGACUAGACGUGAAUAAAGAGAAAUCCAAAUAUCAAGUGAAGGACCGCGCCCCCUGUUCGAUUUAAGCUUCAUUUAACAAGGUCUUAAAUCGAUUUCACUAUAUAGAUUUAGAAAGAGAAAUUAUGAAUCUUUAGUAAAGCUCGGCCCUAACAAUGCCAUAUUGACCGUUAUGGCUUUAGGCAUACUGCCCGUCUUAGUUUGCUCGGUCAUCUGUCCCUUCUUAAACUCCAAAAGGGGUAUGUUAUAUACUUCUUUACCCUCACUGCUGCUCUCGACCAUGAAACUGCAAAGAGAAAAACGAGUUAGCUGAAAAGGUCGCAACACAGACGUCCCACUCCCAUCCUUUAUCCCCUUAGCCCCCACUGCGCCACUUAAGGUUUACAGAGUAUAAUAUAAAUUUCGGACAGGACGGUGUGUCCCUUUAAGAAUUUGCUGCAUGCAAACGUACCUCACUGACAAGUGGAUAGGCCUGUCUCCUCUUCAUUUUCAAGGCCGUAGUGGAUGAUGCCUCCUCGUCUUAUGCAGAACAGUCGCCACUUACGGCCCCACAUCUCAAAGCUUGGCGAACAUAUGUCGCCGUAGCAGUUCGGGAUACUCCAUGUGUAUGCUCCCGCCUCACCUGUUCUUCCUGUCUUAACAUGAAGCCACUUCUGUGAAAAAAAGUACCACAGGAGGCGUUAACAACAUCUUUCUUGGAUGAAAUACCAUAUCAGCAGGACAAUUGUUAUGCUUGUUUUUAGAUGAAAGCACGAAAAAACAUAAGGGGAACUCGAGGAGUUUCCAAGGUGCAUUGCAACUCUACGUACACUGUCGGCUAAAACAGCGAACCUUUUUUUUCUUUUUGCAACAAUCUGGCAACGAAGAACUUCAUUGUGAUCCAUAGGCAAAUGCGAAAAAAGAGUCGUAAUCCGUUUUCGUUUUAAUCAAAGCUUCAGAAAUGAGAAUGACGCGAGUGUUCCUCGAAACAAAAUUUUGGACGUAACGUUCCCCCAACGUUUUAAAUUUUCGCAAAAAGCAAGUUUACGUUUCUUACAAACAAAUUUCUUUUUUUUUUCUGCGCGGGGAGUGAGGAACAGAUAAAUUUUUCCCAGCAAUCACUCAAAAUACUUAAAAUGGCUUCAGAAAGCUUUAUUCAAGCUUUGUUGUAAGUUGUUUUUACGUCUUUUUCUCAAAAUUUCCCGUUGGAAAGUCUGAAGAAACCAGUCCACGAACGAGUAAAGUCAAUUGUCUUGUUAGCAACGACUUUCAGUUGUUGUGUAAGGGCUAUCUUUUUUCACGCUUAGUUUGGGUACUUAGCAAUGUUUAUUUCGUAUUUCGCGAAUUUCAGGUUGUUUGACUUAAUGACCGCAUCCGUCUGCCUGUCUGACAACUUAUGCUAUAAUUUCUUUCCAAGCAUUCAAUACAUGUUACAGCGCCGAUCGCAAUGGUUCUAUGACUAUGUAAUGAGGUUAUUUAUUCAGCUUCUUGUUUUUAAGUUUGUACUAAUUGUAACAAAACAAUUCGGGUUACAGAUACUAUAAUUUCACUCCAGAGACUCUGUUAAGAGGUUUCCUUCAAAUGUCUCCUAACAAUAAAAUUCUUCAUGGCAUUUCGGGCAAACUCACCAUUUUGCUGGCACUCCAAAGAAUGCGUUCGUUUUCCUCUUUAAGGAGGCUGUAGUGGCGGGACAUAUUUUCAUCCUCGUGCUUUUUCCUGUCCUUCCUCCUGAGCGUUUCUCCACAUCCCUUGACGGUGCAUUUCUGCACUUUGGCGGGGCAUUGUAGUGUAUGAGAUGGGAGAAGAUACCUUGGGAGAUCAAUUAAUAAUGAGGAUUACUCCAUUACUCACUAGUACACAAGCGUUCUCAAACUCUUCUUUUGUUAUUAAUUUUAUAUAGCCGCCCCAAGAAGCUGUGAACCUGUUUUCCUUUCUCUUCUGCAUAUGUUAUAUAAAACCGUUUUAAUGAUGGCUCUAUGAGCUGUCUUAGGCUGGGACCAGGCUCCGCAUUGGGGGAAAAAUGGAAAAUUAAAUGUCCGCUUUGAUAACCAAAAAAAAAGAAAAAAAUAGGAGCGUAAAGGAAGCCGAGAGAUGAGGGUCUCCAGCGGUCAGGCCUGGGAAAGGGUGGCUGAGGCUCCGCCGCCCUUCUCUCUUCCCCAAUUCACCGCUCAACUCGAUUCGCUCGCCUAAAUUCUUUUUCCUGUUUGACCCCUUUCUUGACUCCCCCCCCGCCCCCUGCAAACCUGCAGAGCCUAGUCCCAGGUUAGAGCCCUCCUCUGCUAAUUCCAAUUUCGUCUAUCGUCGACAUUUUUCAGUUGAAACGAUCUUUUCUCGCCAAAACUCCAAUGACGACAAACUGACGGCAUACUAGCCCAGAGGUGUAUAUAUUACAUAAACUAUUGUAUUUGCUUGAUAGAAUCUGUACAGAAUGUCCUGAAAAGACAUAACAAUAAAUCUUAGUCUUCUAUUCUCACCCGCGCGGUUUUGUAGCCCACCGGAAUUGAAAUUUCACUCUUUUGGUAGGUUAAAACACGAUGAAGAAAAAUCGCUAUCGAAAUAUUAUUUUUGCUUUCCUUAUCAAUACACUGUACAGAUUCUAUAGAGCAAACAAAAAAUUUCUGUCACAUACACUUUUAACGUACCUUUCUACCAAUUCGCCGCAAUCGAAUGGGCAUUGUAUCUGUUUAAAACUGCAAAGAUGCUGGUGGUGUUCCUCGUCUUUUUGUUGAACUUUUCGCCACAGUUGCAGAUUAUUUCCCGCAUGGGGCAAUCGUAGCCAUCUUGGUGUUUUCUCUGCAGUUUUUCACUGCAGAGAAGGCACACCACUUCAACUUCUGAACAUCGCCCUAGAUGGUCUUUGGCAGCGUCCAGUUUGAUCCUUCCCUUGCAGGCUAGGCAUUCACCAUCAAUUGCAGUGAUUAGAUUGCUUGCAAAAAUAUUUUUGCAAAAGGCGAUCACCACUUGGCGGCACAUCGCACACUGAAUGGCACGGGAUGUUUGCUGGAAUCGGUAAACGCAUUCGCCGCAAAACGUGUGACCACAUGGCGUGGCUAUUUGUGCGUCGAGUAGAGGCUUCUUGCUAACAAAGCAGAAUUAACAUACACUUUAGAAUGCUGCGAUCAUCUAAUAUCAUUGCGAACGAAAAAAAUUCUCUCGCAUCACAAAAGUUAAAUUCCAAAUGGAUACCAAGGACAGAGCUCUGCAAUGCGUGCGAAAUGAUUACAAUGUGAUUUCAAAAGUAACUAAAUUGUCAAUUACUUACCACACAUUACAAAGAUACUCUUGGGGAAGUUCCUCGCUAUAACCGAUAAGAUCGAAUAGGUCAGUUCCUGGUAGAGAGAAGCUCAUCGUUCAGCGCAAUCGUUUACUCUCGUAAAGUAGUAGGCGUAGUAGAAGCGUCUCAGAUAUUAGAUGUGCGAUGAUUCACUGAGUGACGCUAAAAUCGGAAGCUGAUCAUAUUUCUUAAAACAAAGGGCUUUUACUCCCAAGUGACCAUUGGGAAAUUUGCUACCCAUUCUGUUAUCAUGUUAUUGAAUGGCCAUGAUUUUUUUUUUCUGCUUGCUGUCCGCCUCUGCUUUUCUCUUAAAGGCUCUAAGAUCGGGUGGGCAUGACGCAAAAGUGAAAUGCACGCGAAAUAUUAGCGCCCGAUCCGCGUAAAAAGGGUGGAUCAUUUGUUAUUAUGGCUCUUCCGCCCAUUGUCACAUCGGUUAUCAAACUGGAAAAUGUUUAAUUUGAUCUAAAAAUUUUCCUCGCGAGUAUCUGGCGCUCUUAAAAUCCCCAAAAUGUUUGUAAGAAAUUUCAUGUGUUUCAGUUCCAGCCUAUUUGAGAUUCAUCGUUUUGUGGACAUUUCGGUUUCAAUUUGUGCUGAAGCAACAUCUAAAUUUUUUGCCUUGAAUGAAGCCGUAUUUGGUCUCAAGGGUCGGUUCUAGCAAUUGACGCUGCUGAGUUACAAGAAAAUAGCGGUUUCGUGAAGCCAUUAGUCUAGUUUUUUUUUUUUCUGAAAUGAGUGCAUCCGAAUUACUCUAUGUCACAUAUUUGUUUUGUUAUGCUCUCCUCAUUUCCUUAGAGUCGAUUGCAGUUAGAAUGGUCCCUGGAAAAAAACGUGGGUCUUGAAUUCUGAAACCGAGGUCUCGCCAGGUCUCGAAACUACCAUUCUGUACCCCUCGUAUUGAGUGGGUUAUGUUAUUAAAGCCAAAAACCACCUUCCGGUAGCACAAAAAAGGGGGGCAUUAGCUUCGACAAAUUAAGUGUGCCGUAUAACUUUAACGUUGCUUAUUCCGCUUAUUAAAUACACGGAAGUUACAUUUUAAAAGUCGCUCAUCAAAAUUACUCCUCAACCCUUUCUCGCGUCUAAACUGGCGUUCUCUCCCGAUCAAAGCACUCUAUGUUUUAUCCACAACUCGUACAACAUAAAUUGUCGGAUAUGAUGAAUACCUUCAACAAGCUAAUGGGAGUAUCGACUCUAUGAUAGUGAAGAAAGCGACCCGAGAAAGUUAAGUCUCUCACGAAACGGAUUAUUCUAAACAAGAGACAAAAGAGAUUGAACAAAAAGACUAAGAAAACUGCGCACGGCUGAUAUAUAUAGAUAAAAAAUAUAUGCAGUUAAAACAGAUUAAAAAAUUCAUUAAAUAAUUAAGAAAAAGAUCUUUAGUUUCCCUUGCAGGAGUGAGAAGUCAAGGAAGGAUUUCUUUGGUUUGAUAAAAGUAGUUGGGCUGUAACUUUCCGUCGCACCUGUAAAAUAAAACGAUCUUUUUGCGACCGCUUGCUUCACUUUCGGUAUAUGAAUAUCAUUGUAGCGUCUAGAUGUUACGGAGUGUACAGAAGCAUUUAAAUUAAAAUAGUUAUUCAAAUAGGGUGGAACUGAACCGUGAAGGCAUUUUUCUUGUUAACAAAACAAUGUGAGUUACGCCUAUUAACCAAGGCACUAAACCGAAGGUUUCAUUCAGUUCCAGUGUAGUAUCGAGACCAGAAUUUCCAAAAAUUAACUUCGCGGCUCUAUGCUGUAAACUCUCGAGAGCAUCAGGGUUAACUUUUCCACACCCGUGCCAGGCCACCUCACAGUAAUCAAAAAUGGGUGAAAUCAUCUUCUUGUCGAGGCGUUCAGCUGCAACCAUGGGAAUAGAGAUUCUCAAAGGCCUAAGAACACCCAAUUUUCUUGAAUAAAACGUUGUUGACUACGUGCGCAAUGUUGUUGGUAAAGUUCAAGUGCUGAUCAAUCACGACGCCAACAUAUUUGAAAGAGUCGGGUGCAGUCACAGAAGAUCCGUUGUAGGAUAAGCUUAUACUAUCUUACCUCUUGAGCCGUUGGUAUGCACUAUAAAUAACAUAUUCCGUCUUGCUCAUUUUCAGAAAUAGCUUGUUUUCUUAAUACACGUUGUUUUAAAUCAGCUUUGCAGUAGUCUUUGGACUUCUCGUUCUUGUUUUCUUGCAUCCACGAAGAAGUAUGGUUGAUAUCAGGGUUAAGACAAUUUGCUUCUAACUCAGUAGCAGUUUUAGCGGCAAACUCAAAACUACAUCGUCAGCAUCCGGCAAAACUUGUGAGAAACAAAUACAAGAGGAUCCUUGGUACCGCCUUCUUUAAAAUGAAGUUCAGAAACUCCUCCAGGUGCAGCUCAACUUUUUGAUUAAUAAAUACAAAGAGAACGGAGAUUCGCUAGGUUCGCGUGAGCUCCGGAGUGGUGCUCUUUUAUAUAGUAUAUGCAAUAGAUGUGAGAUAUGAAGAAAGACUAUCUUCCGAAAAGUAAUGGGACUCCCAAAAAGUUCUUAAAGAUACAGAAGGAUUCGAAUCAACCGAACUAGCUAUCGACAAGUGAAAACUCUAGCUUAUCGAAUGUUUGUCAACCAUGCAAUUCCCGAACACAAAGACUAAUACUUUCACUUUAACAUCUCUAAUUAUAGCAUUUCAGUCUUGUGAAACUUUGUCGUGAUUGCUCUCAUUAAACUAAAAUGAAAUUAUGCUUAGUUUUCUCUUUUUACGGCCCACUUGCCGCAUGAGCUAUAUAGAUACAUUUUAUUUUUCUGAGAAUUCUACAAGAAUAAUACAGAAUUCAAAGAGAAAGGGGUUAUUGCCGCGCCCCCUUCUGCCUACCCACUUCAUUCAGAAUUUCAAUCCAUAGCCAAUUACUCGUGUAAAUUUUAUAGCGAUCGGACAAGGAAAAAGCACUUUUAAGGCGAUUGAAAAAUAUCGGUAUGGCCUUUGAAAAACUUUAUCGAAACAAACUAACAUUGCAAAAUUCAUGCAAAACAAGGCGGAGUCAAGGGGUGGGCAGAAGGGGUGCUUAGAGCUUUAAGCUUAGAGUAAUUAUCUUGUCCACAAAUUUGGAAUAUCGAACAAGAGAAAGACAGAGAAAAAAAGAAAGUGGGCGGCAGGCCAGCGAAACUCUACGAGAAAAAGGGGGUCAGAGCUGUAGAGUGAGAGAUAAAAAAGACAUUUUUCCCUAGAAUUUUGUAGCGGAGGUGACAAAAUGAGAAAUGCUAGCGGCCACCAAUGCAAGGUGAAAAAGAGCGGUAGUGAAAAAUAGUGAACGAGAACAAGUACGACAUUUCCUCGAUAAAACGUGUAACUUAGGAGUUUUCUUGCAGUCGUGCACGACAACGGCAAAGAAAUGUACAAAAAAGUGUGCUGCACGUGCAAGGUUGCUUUUUUUGCUAAUUAGACCUAUCGUUUUUUCGCCGUUCUCGUUGCCUUAGCAUUACACGAUUUUAUAUUUUGUUUGAACGAAUUAUAUAUAUUAUCGAGAGCUUCGCUUUUAGCCCUGGCUGGUUAAACACUUUGCGACCUGAUACGCAUGAUUCUCAAUAUGAACAACUUCUCUUGCAAUGACAAACAUUACUUAUAGACACAUGGUACCGCUAUGGGGACAGUGAUAGCUCCGUCAUACGCCAACCUUUUCCUCGCCAAAUUCGACACGGAUGCCUUAUCACGUGCCCCUCUCCAGCCCUUCAUAUGGUGGCGUUAUAUAGACGACAUCUUCAUGAUAUGGACGUGAUACUUCCCUUCUCAAUUACAUUCACCCCACCAUAAAAUUCACAUACGACUAUUCCUUCACAUCCAUACCCUUUCUCGAUGUCAACGUCUCACUUGACAAUGGCACAAUCGUCACUAACCUUUACACCAAACCUACAGACAAAAACGAAUACUUACUACAUUCGUCAUGUCAUCCCAUACACACCUGAACGUGCUAUUUCUUUCAGUCUAGCUCUUAGACUCCGCCACAUUUGUUAAACCAACGAGACCUUCACACUACGUACCAAUGAAAUUAUUUACUAUCUUAACAAAUGUGUUUAUAACCUCUAUUUCCUUCAACGGGAAAUACAGCAAGUUAACAAUAUCACACGGACAGAAGCACUUACGCCCCAUGACACUUGUACACUGGACAAACAAGAAAGUGUUCCCUUUGUUAUCACCUACAACCCAACCCUUCGUUUCAUCUCUUUCAUUAUUCGCAAACACUUUCAAAUCCUUAUUUCAUCCCCCCCGUUGCUAUAACGUCUUUAAAGCUGCACCCAUUGUAGCUUAUAGACGUAGUAGUAACCUCAGUGAUUUUGUAGUUAGGGCCAAACUUCGAAAUUUCACACAACUCAACCAGCCCCGGGGCUGAUACCCAUGCGGAAAAAACCGUAGCACUUGUAAAAACAUAUCUGAACGACAAACGUCAUACACAUUCCACGCUACAGGCGAAACCAGACCUAUCACUAAUCACAUUGACUGUAACUCCAAAAACGUCAUUUACGUGAUACACGGCAACCACUGCUCCAAACAAUACACGACGACUUAAAGACCGCUUCAACGAUGAACACCGCAGACCAGUUGAAAACCCAUCUAUUAUCUCUAAACCCACCACAGUCUCAGGACACUUUCUUACUAAUGAUCGAUCUUCCUGCUAACGACGUCACACUUAUCCCACUAGAGCUCAUUAAAUCUAAUAGAGACAGUGUACAAAAAGGUAGAGAAGCGUACCUCAUCGACAGAGGUAAAAGAGGUAAAACUCUUGAACCUUGAGGUAUGAAUGAGAAAGAUGAAAUGUACUACAGUCUGCAUUUCUUCUACUUGUUAUCAUUUUCGUAUACUAUUUUUACAUUUCAAAUUUCUUUCCAAUCACUACUUCAACGGUUUUGGUUGUGAAUGUUCACUUUUUUCUCAUUUCAUAUUUCACGUGUUAUCAAAUUGCACGCUAUUCUUCAUUUCAAAUGGUAACGUCUUAGCUUAACUUAACGAAAUAUUGGCAAAAAUAUAUAUAUAUAUAUUCCCGACUGUAAAAUCAUUGAAUUAAAAUAUGAAAGAAAUAACGAAGAGGAUUCCGGUCUAAAGCAUUAGAUCCUAUCGGCCAAAACCGCCUGGACACCUUAACACUAGUAAAGUUUACUCAACGUAGUAUUCUUUAUUGCUUCUUCACUACACUGAUUUCAUAGAUUUCUGUUUUCAGUCGUAACAUUUUUUAAAACGCACUUAGAUUGAGCGCGAGGCGCGAAAACUAAGAAAUCAAGCUAUUAUCAUUGAAAGGACGGGCUUGUUACAUUUAUUAACUAUUUGCAUUCAGUUUGGCACAGGUAGUUUUGAAGACAAUUCUAGGCAAUUUUGACUCCUUCGAACAUAUAUUUUACAGUCGUUGAAUGUCCCUGUAUUAUUUUCAAACCGUGUUGUUCUUCACGACUUGGUUGAAACAUUAAGGCCCGGGGAGAAGACCUGACCCAUUUUUUUUCUUAUUGAAUGAAGAACACUUUACUUUUCACCUACAGUACAAACAUGCUGGUACGUUUGCUAACUGUCUUACCCCAAAAAUCCGAAAAUGUGCGACCCCAUCCUAGUAACUCUAUUGAAAAUGUGACCCCCAUUAUAGUCAAUCCAGUCGUGAAAAUGUGAUCCCAUCCAGCGGAACGUUCCCACUAACGUCUUAUGAGGAGGUACCCCCCGCCCCCACUUCCCCGGGCAUGGAUUUCACAAGAGGGUGUGAAUGGGGUUAAUCGACUGACGACAAAGGGCGAAAAAUAUUACCGACUACCGACAAAACGAGUAAAAAAUUAUUGAUUACCGACAGGAAAAAUAUUAACCGACUACCGACAUGGGCUGACAUUAUCAAUAUCUCUAACCCUAACCUCCAACUUUCUUUUACUUGAGUUGUUCUACUUUGUGGUCUAGUCCCUUUGGAGAAUAGAUACCAUCUUCUUAUCUAAAUUAAAUAAUCCCCCCCUCCUCCUGUCUCUAUUAAGCCCCUCCUCAAGUGAGCUUGAAAGAAAUAAACCACAAAGGAAUGUCUGCAAGAUCAAAGUUUUGCGUUCAAAGUUCUGGUGUUGCCUAAAAUGUGCAAGUGAAGAAAACAAUACGAAUAAAUGUACAUUCCAGGCACAUUGCUCGUUGGGCGUAAUUAUUAGACAACGGCAGUGCAAUUGCGUUCUUUGAACUUCUUUGUGAUAAUUAAUUCAAACCAGUUUCUCGCAAAAAAGGCAGAUAUUAAUAGGGGUGGAAUCAAAGUGAACGAGAUAUGAAAAGACAGUCCUUUAUACAUUUAGCAGAUCCCAGAUUUCAAUAGUUAUAAGAGAGUUGGCCUUUGGUUUUCAUCUGUAUUAUGCACUGAGUGUAAAAGUGCCAUUUUAUAAGUCUUCUAUAACUUUUAGACUUUUAAAUAGAGAUAAGUUUAGUUUUCGUCCACAUAUAUUUUUCGGAGUGGUAAAAGUAGUAUUCCGAAAGAAGUACUUUGAGACCAAUAAAACAGAGUCAUAAUUAGAAGUCACAAUGUCAAGGGGACGUAAUUAUUCAAAAUGUCUUAAUACAGCGAUAAAUAUUAUUCUAUUUAAAAAUUAAUUUACUACCCAGUCUUAUUGAUCAUAUCGACUCCAUAAAUCAACUUAUUUAAAUAGACUUACAAUCGACCAAUUUGACUGAAAACCGGCAGUAGCGAAAUCGAUUUAACUAUAAAUAUACUAAGCCUUAAAUCAAAACUAAAUUUAACCAAAUUCAACGAAAUCUUAAAUCGAUUAAAGCUUAAUUUAACUAAAUAAGUCUUAAAACUAUUUAAGCUUAUAUCGAUUUAAGCUUAUAUAGAUUUAACGACUAAGUCUUAUAUCGAUUUAAGCUUAAAUCGAUUUAACGACUAAGUCUUAUAUCGAUUUAAGCUUAAAUCGAUUUAACGACUAAGUCUUAAAACGAUUUAAGCUUAAAUCGAUUUAAGAAAAAAUAGAUUUAACGACUAAGUCUUAAAACGAUUUAAGCUUAUAUCGAUUUAAGAAAAAAUAGAUUUUACGACCAAGUCUUAAAUCGAUUUAAGCUUAUAUCGAUUUAAGAAAUAAAGGACUAAGUCUUAAAUCGAUUUAAGCUUAAAUAGAUUUAACGACUAAGUCUUAAAACGAUUUAAGCUUAAAUAGAUUUAACGACUAAGUCUUAAAACGAUUUAAGCUUAUAUCGAUUUAACGACUAAGUCUUAAAUCGAUUUAAGCUUAAAUCGAUUUAACGACUAUGUCUUAAAUCGAUUUAACUAUAUAGAUUUAGAACGAUUUAUUUUAAUUUAAAGUUAUGUAUUUUUAUUAUAAAAAUUAUAUAAUGCUGUUUGUUUUCAUUGUGCCAGUCGCUGAUAAAUAUUUUUACCUUGUUAUAUAAAUUUACGUAGUUAUGUAUUUUUAUUUAUUAAAUUUAUAUAACACCCUAUGGCCAGCUGCUGAUAAUGAUCCACACUUACUACAGCUACUACAGAUACUACACUUACUACAACUAUUACACUUACUACAGCUACUACAGCUACUGCACUUACUACACUAACUACAUACAGCUGCUACAGGUACUGCACUUACUACAGCUACUGCAGCUACUACACUUACUACAGCUACUACUAACUACACUUAGUACAGCUACUACUAACUACACUUACUACAGCUACUACACUUACUACGCUAACUACAUACAGCUACUACACUUACUAAAGCUACUACAGGUACUACAGCUACUACAGCUACUACAGAUACUACACUUACUACAACUACUAAACUAAUUACAGCUACAUACACUUAUGUAGUUUUCGAUUGUGGUGUCAUUCAGUAGUGUUCACAACAUGGAUGUGGUACAUGGGUGUGGUCCGGGACAUUAUACGGUGUUUUACAUGAAGUACACACCCUCGAUUCAGAACCUCAGCGGGAGGCGUCUGUAUACAGGCUACUUAAAAGGAGUGCCGGGCGCUGAUUUGACCAUUACAGUAUACCUGGGCUAUGUUGAAACAGCAUACCUUGAGUUUAUAACCGCUAGAAUCGCAUAAUUGAGUAAAAUCUCGCAUUCUGAUUGGUUAACGAAGCGAGGUAUUUAGUGUGGAAUUGCGAGUUGAAAACGAGGCUAAGCAAUAUUGUUUCGCAUCUACGUAACAACUAUCGUCAAAUUCUAACACAACAACUGCAAAAAAGGUUUUCUACGUGUCAUUUUAAAAUGUUCUCAAAACCAUUGUCACCUUCUGAAGAGUUAAAAACAAACAAAAGCGUUUUUUAUAGUGAGCCGGAGGUUCUUCCUUGUUUUGAACUGAACUACAAAUUCUCGAAGAGGCAUAAAAAACCUCUUUCCCUCGAGAAAACGAGAAAACUAGAAAAUCUUGUGAUCACGGCCUAGAAAAUGGCAAGCCAAAGUUCAACCAAACAAAACGGAGAAGCGACAACGGAGGAAGUGCCGGGGUCGAUUGUCACAUAUAUAUACAGGAGAAGAAAUAAAUACCUUCAAAGACGACAUGGCCCCUCAGUGAAAACACGAAAAAGAGUACGCCGCUUGCAAUCGUCCUGAAUCGUGAUACUUAGAAAAGUACAAAACAGAGCUGAACUUGAACAGCAUUUCCAAAACAUUUCAAGGUACUUAUACCAGAUAUCAAUAGCGACGUUAAAUUUUCAGUGCUUUCGCUUGGACACUUCAUUUCUUUCAGUUUUGCCGCCGAAGAGGUAAAAGGUGUAAAUUAUUUUCCUUCUCGAGCAAAUGACCAAUUUGAAAAAGAUGUUAUAGAUAAACGGCCUGUAAAUUAAGUGAAAUACCUCUAUUUAUCGUUACGAUUAGUGUGAAGCUUGUUUACAUGUAAAAAAGUUUGAAAACAAAUCUAAAAACAAGCACAAGGUACAAAAAAAGUUGUCGAAGGGUCAAACGUGUACGACUGACCUUGCUUCCUAUUCGCUAACGCAAUGACAGUUGUGACAGUUAACUUUGAAAUGGCUUUCUGGAGCGCGCGCUCAAGAUAAAAAUAAACAAUAUUAUUGCCUUGUUCCUUUUUUUUCUGAUUUUUAUUCAGUUAUGCGAUUCAAGGAAAAACCAUUACCUGACUCGUGAAUUCCACGUUAAAUUGCACUUGAAAACCGAUAUCGCACUCAUCGCUCUCGAUAUCGGUUUUCGCGUGCAAUUUAACGUGGAAUUCACGAGUCAGGUAAUGAAUUUUCCUAUAGAAUCAGGGGCAUCCUAGAUACAAAUGUUGCCUACAAUUGCCUAUUACUUAAUAUUGAGGUCCUUGAGGAUAGCUAGAAAUUUCUAGAUGACCUUUCCCUUCAUGCACAAUUUUCGAAGCCUAUCUAAUCAGGGGCACCCAACGGCUGUUUUCUGUAAAAUAUCUGUUCACAGAAGCAAAAAUUGCGUAGAAUUUUCUAUACCUUGAGGAAGGCUAAGAAUUUCUAGAUAACCGUUCCAUUCAUGUACAAUUUUCGAAGCUUACCUACUAAAUUUCCCACGAUUUGCUAAAGUUUAAUUUUUGCAUUUCACUCCCUCGGAUUGAGCUGUUUUUCACAGAAAAAGCAAACCUAAAAUUUUCGGAUUCGAAAAUGUGAUGGAAAGAGGAAUCAGAAAAAUUCUCGCUUUCGUAAAACUUUCGAUUGCAUCAAAGAUUUUCGGGACAAUAAUACUGAAGCCCUGGUAAGUUCGAAAAGACUCAAGUUGCCAUAGGAUUCAGACCGAACAGAUAUAAAUUUUAUGGCGCCGAUAAGAAUUUAUUUCUAAAGAUUUAAAAGUACUUUGGCUAGACUAAAAAGUGUUUCAAUGCAUUUAGGAGGAAACCGUCGUUGGGUGCCCUCUGUCCAAUAAAUUUCCCACCAUUUUCUAAAGUGUAAUUUUUCAUUUAACCCCCCAGACUAAGACAUUUUUCGUAGAAAAAAGGAAAUUUGACAUUUUCGGAUCCAAAAAUGUAAUGAACAGAGGAAUUAGACGGAAAUUCUCAAUAUCGUAAUACGUUAAAUUGUUUCUAAAAUUUUCGGAGAAAAGAUGCAACUGAGCCCUUUUAAUUUCGAAAAGACUCAAGUUGUUCUACGAUGACCGAACAGAUACAAAUUUUAUAGCCCCGCUUAGAAUGCAUUUUUAGAGAUCUACAUGUACUCUGGAUAGCCUAAAAAGUGUAUUUAGGAGGAAAUCGUCGUUGUUUGCCCCUGUAAAAUCAUUUCUCAAUUAUUUUAAUUCUUUUACAUUUAUGAAACCAAGGAGUAGAAGAAGGCAGCCGUACAGAUGUCUAUGUUUCCAUCCAUGGUCAAGAUAUCGACAACUGUGGCCCACAGAAUGAACCAUGCCGGUCCAUACCAAAAGCGGUUCAACAGGUUGAAAACAACGGGCGAAUUCAUCUUGAUGGUUCUGGAACGAACGAUCAGCCCUUUGACUGUAAGAGUAGACUGGCGAAUGAUCAAAGUUGGGGAAUUUCUAUUGAUAAAAGUAUGUCCAUAGAACGCCUCGAUUCUACUCCACAUGUUAACUGUGAAAACGGAUUUCGCUUUCAUAAAGAUAAAGUACGAAUGAAAAUUAUCUUGUCUGGGAUUGCAUUCGAGCACGCGCCGCUUGUCUUUGAUGAUUGUAACAGCGUUCAGCUUAUAAACUGCUCUUUCAAGAACGCCGGGAAAAGAGCAGCCGUCAGCGUUCUGACGCAAAAUAUUCCAACUGUCUUCUUAAACAUACAGGGACCAUCUCUGUUUCUGAACAACCAACGGUGCAUUGAAGUCUGGAUAAGUAACAAAAGGGGAGUUUCCCUCACGCUUGGCGUGAACAACACCAUAUUUCAAGAGAAUGGCCUUCAAUCUAAUCAGUCAACUAGAGCUGUGAUUUCCAUACGAACCAACAUUAAAUCCAAUUCAUCAGUACGAACUGAUAUUUCAGUAAACAAAGUCACAAGCGUCGAAAACAAGGCUCCUUUCAUGCUGCUAGUUGUACCGACAGCUAACACAAAGGAAGUAUACAGCCAUGUAAAACUAUUAAACAAUAACUUGAGGUCAUCUACCAAAACAAACAGUGCCAGGCGCUAUAUGGAUAGCAUGUACAUAUCCCAAGUAAGAAAAACUGAUACAAGAUUUCAUCACUUUCUCUGCGGUAACAACAGCAAUGAUUUGGCAUUAAGGUGCAUUAAGAUUUCUUCCAGCAAGGCUGACGUGACUAUAGAGAACUCUUCAUUUGUCGGGCAAACUGUGACGACAGGAAAGGGUGGAGCCUUGAGUAUUGAAUGCAAAGGCAGUGCUUCCUUGGUUGUUAAAAACACUACUUUUGAGCGAAACAAGGCAUAUUCUGGGGGCGGUGCGAUUUCUUUCAACAGCGUAAAAGGAAAUCUAAGGCUUGAACUCACUAACGUAAAUUUUUCUGAAUGUGAAUCCGGAACCCAGGGCUCUGCGGUUCUGGUUGGGAAAACUCACAGUCUCAUAGCUAAACCGAUAAACUAUGUUUUGUACGCGCAUUUCAGAAACGUCCGCGUCAAAAACUGUGCCUGUUCACACAGCAGUAUUGGUGUUAUGUUGAAAAGUGGGUUCGUGGAAUUUAAACGUUUUCACUGGGAAAACACUGUUUCAAAGGUCUCUGGAGGUAUAUUCGUAGCAAGUACUGGUACUUGGAAGACAAAUGUUUCAAUUUUGAAGUCUAAUUUCACCGACAGUCAUUACAAUGGAAGUGUUUUCGUGAGAAUCGAAGCGCUGAAAAAACACAGAGGAAAGGUCUUGCUAGCCAACACUUCUAUGUACAAUAAUCAAAAUAUAGCGUUGAUAAUCAACCCAAAAUACGAAAUUUUGCUCAAGAACGUGACCAUCGCGUAUUGCAGACACGGAUUACAGACAUCCAAUGAAUGGUUGCUUCCCAGCGAACUUCCUUUGAAGCCUGUCGAAAUCCUAAUUGAAAACUGCACUUUUAAAGGCAAUGUCUACGAUGUGUCUAUAACUGUAAGAGAGGCUCGGUCAGCAUCGUUCACAGUGAACAACACGAAUUUCAUCGGCCAGUCAAACGGUCACGCGAUUCGAUUCUAUAUGCCCGCAGUGGGGAACAAAACCAAAACAUCGAGAGCCACAGUAAAAAUAGACAAAGUGAUUUUUGAUGCUCGUCCUGCCAGCUGUUUCGCCCUUUAUUUCCAAGGAAAGAAGUAUGUAACCAUACGCCGGUCGACUUUUCGCCACUGCACGUCUGUUAACCAAGAGCUGUGGAACUAUGGUGAUAGUAAGUUUGCUUAUGAGACGGCAACAGGUGCUAUUUCGAUUCUCUCCAACCUGGACAAACGCUACAAAACAGGGUGUGUCCAACGAAACAUAACCAACAACACUCACCCUUUAUGGAGAUACGACACUCACGUGACUGUUGAAGAUACGUUAUUUCAAGAGAACACUGGGCUCAAUGGGGGUGCAGUGUAUCUUAGUAACGGAAACACUACUUUUCGGAAUUGUUCAUUUGAAAACAAUUUGGCAGCAAUGAACACAGGUCAAGUUUAUUCCGCCUAUGGAACUGGUCGAGUAGAAUUCGUCAACUGCUCUUUUGUUAGUAGCACGUACCAUGCAACUAUCUCUGGCAGGAAAUUCAAAAAUGUUGCCUUCUUUUAUUCUGAAAGCGGAGGACCCAUCAAGUUUCGGAACUCGUCUAUGUUUUCGAGCACCUCUACAAGGCGUUCGUUUUCUGUGUUGGCAGUUUACAACGGAGGAUACGUUGAUAUCGACCGCGAAACUAGCAUUCGCUGCGAAGGAAGUCAGAUGUCCCUCGCAAAUGCAACACGUUUUGUAUACACCGAAAAAAGACAACGCUUGUGCAUAGAAAACGUGACGGUCCUUUCGUUUUCCUGUAAGCUUUGCUCUCCCGGAUAUUACAGCCUACAAACUGGCUUUUCAAAAGGUCUUGCUGUAGAUGAUUCAUUCCAGUGUCAUCCAUGUCCUUUGGGAGCUACAUGCAUAAGAAACGAAUCAAGCAUCGCGGCAGUAGAAAACUUCUGGGGAUACAAUGUGUCGGAAAGCGAUGCACAAGUACUCAACUUUGUUCCCUGCCCCAAGGGUUAUUGCCGCUCACCGAGCCCGCAAUCGUUAGUGUACAACAGUUGUCACGGAAACAGGACUGGUUUUCUGUGUGGCCAGUGUGCGCCUGGUUACACUGAAUCACUAUUUAAUUCUGAGUGCAGAAAAACAGCUCAAUGUAAAGAUUACCUCUUCUGGGUAGCGAUAAUUCUCUUCUCGGCUGCCUUGGCGCUAUAUCUGCUAAUUGAUCCUCCUUUGCUUCGACUUCUCAGUCCACAACAAAUUUUAUGGUUCAUGAGAAGACAAAGCGAAGAGAGCAGUGAAAACUGCGAAGAGCGAGACAGUGGUUAUACAAAAAUCGCCUUCUAUUACUACCAAGUCGCCGAUUUGCUGUUAAGCAAUUCUCUUGACGAAAUGCCCCUCGUUGUUGCUCUGAUUUCAGCGUUCAAUUUUGAAGUCCGCGCUUCUUAUCUAAGAAUCGAUUGUCCAUUUCCGGGACUAACCCCAGCCACCAAAGAACUGCUUCUUUCUUUGGUGGUGGUCGCAACAAUGGCGAACCUCGCCCUCAUUUUCUGCGCCCACUUGGUUAUCAGCAGAUACCAUAAGAAGUUGAGAAAGCCAUCGUUGAGCCGUUAUAUGGCCGUCUUCUUGGAGAUAUUGUUGCUAGGAUACGAUAGACUGGCUGAAACUUCGUUGGCACUGAUGCACUGUGUGAGUACUGGGGAUGAGCAUCGACUUUUCAUUGAUGGUACCACGAUCUGUUGGCAGCCGUGGCAAUACAUCCUUCUUGGGUACAUAAUCGUGUUUGUGGUACCCUUUAUCGCAGUCCUGUACUUCGGUUCUUCAAAGCUGCACAGUUCUUCCAUUUCUUCAGGUGAAUUUCUCGCAGCCUGUGUUAUUCCUUUGCCAUUUCUAAUCUAUUGGCUAUUCAAGCACGUGUUCAAGAGAAGAAAUGAAGAAAAUGGUAGCGAAGAAGCUGCAGCAAGGCUGAACAAUAGCGCUGAAGUAAUGAAGGUCCUAGACGAGCCAUUUCGCGCUCCUAAUGAUCGAGGUGAAGGCACUCAUUACUGGGAGAGCGUUAUGAUUGGUCGACGGCUCGUCCUUCUUACAUUUCACUCGUUCAUCCAUAACGCUAUGAUCCGACUUUUCUUCAUGGCUAGCGCAUGCGACUUCAUGGCCAUCCAACACAUAAUCAAGGCCCCAUUCCGGAGUAAAACCGCUAACAAAGCCGAAACAAUGUCCUUAGUCACCUUGGCAAUCAUCGCCAAAAUCAGCCUGGUAAAGGCCACUCUCCUGUCUUCCGGAAUAAGUGCCAAGGGAACAAACAAGGAUUUCCUGGAGGGACUUCAGUGGUUCGAAUUAGCUGCAAUGGGACUUGUUCCUGCAUUCUUGUCCUUGCUAGCUGCUUUAGCUAUUUUGUCGCAAACAUUCCGUUUGAUUAUUUAUAUUGUCAAGAAAAUUGCCCGACGCUUUCGAAAGGAUAACAUUAGUGACCCACCAUCUAUCGAUGAACUAACAGAUCCUCUUUGGAGUAGUAGCCAAGAUGAUGGUAGCUGUUAACGGUUACAUUAAGGGGGGCAGGGGGGGAGAGGGGGCGAGGGUAUGCUAUCGCCUUUGUCGGUCAUUUCGCCUAGAAAGUUAGGAAUAAAGUCCCUGUCGCGUUUUAGCUAGUAACAAAAUGUCGCUGCUGCUACAGCAUAAAUUUUUGAUACUCAGUAUAGGAAUUUAAGGCAAAUAUAGAGCCUGGAAAGAAUUUUAAAAUUGUUAUUAACCUUGCUCCCUGAAAUGACCGUUCUUGAACAAUACCAUACGUAGAUAACGUUACAAAGAAAGUUUGGAAAUGACGGAAAAGAAUUUUGUAUUUCGCUGCCGAAACAGCCGAAAUGCAAUGUGAACAGAUGCCGCUUUCUCUUCUUAAAAAUGGAUUGUCGCUGUCACAAUUGAUUCCUUCUUUUCUGUCGAUUGUUGGUGCUUUCUGAGAGGACUGUCCCCAGUUUUUGGUGCCGUGUUGCCUUUCGCUUCUACCCUUUGGAAGGCCUCAACAUUGCUACCUGUUACCAUGCCAACAACUUCCAAAGAAAUUAAUUGAUCAGGGGCAGACGGGAAGGGAAGAUGUGAGCCUCCCUCCCUCGCUUCCCUAGUGUUUUGGUUAUGCUGUGAAGUUUGCUUAUUUUGCCCCUUGUGAUAUAAAUAAAACUACCGCCGGCUUACCAUGAAAUUUUCUGAACUUUGAUGCCGUCUUAAAGAGAUUUCCCGUAAUAUCCUAUCCCAAGCCAAUGCCUUAGAAUGUUUUAGAUGAAUGUCUAAAUGUCCUAUUUAACUAGGGUGAAGAGAAUUUGGAGAUAUACCCUUGGCAGUGAAGACGGAAAAUAGUGGGCGAACUUGUAGCCUUUUGCCUUACUGAUCUUGGGAAUAACUCUUUAAUACCCUGAAGCUUAAGUUUUAGUUUUAGUUUUAUCAACUCAAUUAUUAACUGAUUGUUAAUUAUGUCAUCAGUACUAUACCACAAUUAUUUAUUACCUUUUUUGCACAUAUUUAUUUAUUCAAUUUUAUUCCUGCACUUUGCACUCGAAUUUGUUAGACGUCCUUAUACGAUUUUGCAAAUAAAUUAUGUAGAUGUAGAUGUAGAUGUAGAAGCAUAUGUUUGUGAUUUAUGAUUCUAAUUUCAAAAUAUAAACCUAAUUAUAGCACAACUCAUCACCUACCUACUAGUUGUCAAACAAUUUUCUGUCAGUGACGAGAACAAUAUGGAAGAACUGAUUCUAGCUUGAGUUUACAUGUAUCUGCAUAUGAAAAAGGAAGUAUUCUGUAUAAAUUAUGACAUGGUAGAUCAUUGGUUGUUUGUUCUGUAGUUUUUGCUAACUAAAUAUCUAUGGGUUUUCUAUGCAAUAAUUGGAUUAUAUAGCUUAAACAGUACACUGUUAAAAGCAAAUAAGGAAUAAGUAUUUCGUGAUUAAACUGUUAACAUGUUCACCAUUCUGCUUUAGUUGUGCUCAGCAUUGCAGUUGAUUCUCGUCUUGUAUAGAGUCAAAAACUUGAUGGCGGUUUUUAAGAUUUUAAGCUGUUCCAAAGAAUUGUAAACAAUGACUUGUAAGCAAGCAUCUGUCACCAUGGUGAUAUCCAGGUGACUAUCCUUUAGUGUUACCAAGGUAGACGAGGACAUUGUGAAUAUAUGCUGGCAAAUAAGCAUAUGUUGAGUAAACAGACAUCGCAAAAAUUGUCACCAAUGUUGCAUCUGUGACAGGCAUGUUAAGGAGGACAAAAUAAAUACUUUGCUAAAACAUUUCUGUUGGAGAAGCUUCACUGUCUAUAAGAUGCAGACUACAUUAAAAUUUGACAUUACAA